This is a messenger RNA of Micromonas commoda, 1491 nucleotides long. RefSeq lists its product with no specific name. Bases 1 to 1491 code for a protein of 496 amino acids. The record is from RefSeq and is a predicted model, not a curated record. The transcript has a single exon. Gene Ontology annotation, molecular function: DNA-binding transcription factor activity. Lineage: Eukaryota; Viridiplantae; Chlorophyta; Mamiellophyceae; Mamiellales; Mamiellaceae. Gene Ontology annotation, biological process: regulation of DNA-templated transcription.
AUGCCAGCGACGCGAGGCGCCUCCGGGCGUUCCCCCAAGGACGAGUCCUACGGCGAGAAUCUCAAGGCGAUGGACGCCUCGGAUCCCGCGGCGGGCGACCUCGGCACCCUCGCCAGCGGCAGCUCCGACGACGCUCUCGUCAUAGAUCCCGCGGCGGUGUCCGCUGCGUUCGCGGACCAGCUCGACGACAGCGUCAUGCGCGACGCUCUGUUCACGCUCGGCUUCGACGACAUACCCCCGAUGAGCUUCACCCCGAGCGUCGGCGGCGACGACGCCGACGGGGACGGGAAAGACGGCAAGAAGGCGCGAACCACGGGAAGCAACCAGCGAGCGGUGCAGAAGCGAUACCGCGAGCGGAAGAAGCAGCACACCGCGGCGCUGGAGGCCAAGGUGGCCGAGCUUCAGUCCCGGAUCGACGAGCUCGAGUCCGAGAAGAGGGAGAUGAACGACCAAACGGAUCGGCGCGCGGCGCAGGGCGGCGACGAGUCCGGCAUCGCGUCCACGGCGUGCGGCCUCGUCGACGCCGCAUCCAUCGGCGGCGACGGCCGGAUGUCGUCGGCGUGCGAGAAGGCCAGGAAAGAGUACCUGCUCAAGUUCGGCGAACGCGUCAGGCACAUGCGGAGCGCGCUGGAGCGCGGGGCGUCCGACGGGGAGCUCAGGCAGGCGCUCAGGGGGAUGGUCGCGCACUGCCUCGGGAAGAACCCGGAUUCCUCGCCAAGCGGACCGGCGCUGAAGUCGAUGAUGACGUCCAACGCCCGGAUGCUCAACAGGGAGGCGGCGUCUCAACAGGCGGAUGCUCAACAAGGACCCGUCAGCACACACAGCGGCGGCAGCGAGGGAAGCGACGGGUUCAUGGCGCAUACCGAUUUGAAGACGGCGCUCAUGCGUUCCAACGAGGGAAUCGUCCGCGCAAACGGCGUCUGCAGCCAGAGCGUGUGUCAGAGCGUCUGCGGCGGGCCGCUGCGAGUGACGAUCGACGGCUCCAACCCUACCGAGGAGGAGGCCAGCGCGCAUUGGAUCACGGUGGCCGGGGCCUUGCGGGACAGCGUGCCCCCGAGCGAGGUGACCAAGCUGAUUCGUUGGAGAGACGAAUACGUCGCCGCCAUCUCGAACAUAUACGAGGAGCGUCAGCGAAUCGGUGCGAAGCUCGCCGGCGUCGGGCAGCCGUUCGCGAGGACCGGUUUGAAGGGCGACGACUCACCGCCCAGCGACGAGAGCACGCGAGGUGACGGGACCUCGCCCAUCGUCGCCGAAACGACGCAAGGCGAGGCGUUCGUCGAUACCAUCGCCGUGGCCGAGGCGCUGCGCGAGAGCGUCACUCGCGAGCUGGAACUCAAGAUGCGCUCCCAUCCGACGUUGGUGCUCAAGACGCUGUCACCCAGGACGAGCGCGGCGAUCAUCGUGUCGUCGUACCCGUUCCUUCCGGACGCGGUGGCGGUCGCGUCGCUGAUGAAGACGUGGAGGGACGACGGGAAUAGCGUUAAAGUGUAG